This is a messenger RNA of Fopius arisanus, 2940 nucleotides long. RefSeq lists its product as uncharacterized. Gene Ontology annotation, biological process: DNA integration. The record is from RefSeq and is a predicted model, not a curated record. NCBI's taxonomy places the organism in Eukaryota, Metazoa, Arthropoda, Insecta, Hymenoptera, Braconidae. The transcript has a single exon. The coding region runs from base 1 to 2940 and encodes 979 amino acids. Gene Ontology annotation, molecular function: nucleic acid binding.
AUGAACGUAUUAGCCUGGCUGAGACGUCACGAAUUUGUCUUCGGAACGGACAUCGUAAAGAUGUUCCGACAAAUUCGAGUCCAUGAAGAUGAUUGGGAUCUGCAAAGAAUACUGUGGCUCAACGACAAUCAGAAAAUCAUCACCUACCAGCUAACCACAGUGACGUAUGGUCUCAAUUGCUCUCCAUGGCUCUCUCUACGAGUACUCCAACAACUAGCAGACGACGAAGGCCAUAACUUCCCAGCAGCCGUCGAGACAAUCACCAAAGGCCGUUAUGUCGACGACAUCUACGGGGGAGCAGAAUCAGAACAUCAACUCAAGGAAAUUGCCUGGCAGCUACAAGGGCUGUGCCAAGCAGGUGGCUUCGAACUUCAGAAGUGGAGCUCCAACUGCCCACGAGCACUCGAAGAAAUCGGAGUGCAAACAAGUACAUCACCCAUCCAGUUUGAUGAAUCAGUAACCAAGGUCCUUGGACUGUGCUGGCAUCAAUCCUCAGACACAUUCCGAUACAAAUCCAAGUCAUUCACCUCAGGAUCAUACACCAAAAGAUCAGUCCUAUCAGAGAUAGCUCAGCUGUUCGACCCACUGGGAUUCAUAGCUCCAGUAAUCAUCAGAGGCAAGAUAAUCAUCCAAGAUCUAUGGAAACUCAAGCUCAGUUGGGACGAGCAGCUGCCGCAAGAGCAUGUUCAACAAUGGAAAAACUUUAGAGACCACAUCAACGAGUUGGACAGAGUUUCGGUACCAAGAUGGCUGAAACUCUCCCCAGAGGUCUCAAGCAUCCAGAUCCACGGAUUCGCAGAUGCUUCAACAGCUGCCAUGAGCGCAGUAGUCUAUAUUCGAACCAAGAAGAUCAACGAACCAGCAUCAACAAUGAUGGUAUGCGCCAAGACCAAGGUGGCUCCAAUCAAGCGCAUGACCAUCCCUCGCCUCGAGCUAACAGCCGCAGUAAUGCUAACUCAACUAGUGGUUAACGCACAAGAGAUGCUGGAACAAAAUGAUACAGAGGUUCACCUAUGUUCUGAUUCAGCAGUAGCCCUGGCCUGGAUCAGAAGCCACCCAUCGAAAUGGAAGGACUUCGUCCACAAUAGAGCCAGAAAAUUCCAAGAAGAACUUCCAAACGCCAACUGGAGACACAUCAGCGGUAAAGACAAUCCAGCUGACUGUGCAUCCAGAGGAAUAUCACCAACAGAGUUAGCAGAACAUCAUCUAUGGUGGACAGGCCCUGAAUGGAUAAACCAGGAACCCGAAGCCUGGCCGUUAUCAUCAAUAGACACCCCAGAAGAAGCCUCAACAGAAGCAAAACCAUCUCCAGCACAUCCAGCAGCAGCAAUCAGGGUUCAUGCACUAGCAGAAAUCCUCGAAAGAUAUUCAACACUAGACAAGGUCCUUCAAGUGACAGCGACACUGAACAGAGCAAUCGAUAGAUUUAGAAGACAACCAACACCCCAGACGUCCGUACUGACACCAAGAGAACUCACCGAGGCCAGGCUGUUCUGGGUAAAAAUAACUCAAACUCAAUACUUUGCAUCUGUUUUCAGAAUCAUUGAGAGAAACCGUCAACUGCCACGGACACAUCCAUUGGCAAAGCUGACACCAACAAUAGACGAAGAAGGCAUCGUCAGACUUGGAGGUCGCCUCAAGAACGCCAAUCUAGAUCCCGACGAGAUACACCCAGCAAUUCUACCUCGUCAGUCUCGACUCACCACCCUGGUGAUGGAAGAAGCUCACCGCAGAACCCUCCACGGUGGGACUCAGCUCACGUUGGCCUACACUCGACAGAAAUACUGGAUCAUCGGUGGCAGAGGCACUGUGAGGAACUACAUCCAUCACUGUGUCAUCUGCACAAGACACCGAGGAAAACAGGCUCAACAGCAGAUGGGCCAGCUGCCAGCAGUAAGAGUUUCACCAAUGAGAGCCUUCUUACACACGGGAGUGGACUACGCAGGUCCCUUCCCCAUCCUCAAAUGGCGACCCACAAAUGCAACACCAACAUCAGUUCAUAUCGCAGUAUUUGUGUGUUUCAGUACAUCAGCAGUCCAUUUAGAGCUCGUAACCAGGCAAACAACAGAGGCAUUCAUCGGAGCAUACAAGAGAUUCAGCGGGAGACGAGGCAUCCCAGAAGUCAUGUACAGUGACAAUGCCACCACGUUUGAUGGAGCAGCAACAGUACUCAACAACCUGUACCAUCAGCAAUCCAGAGAAAAUCAACAAAUUCAAGCUGCCCUCGCCACGAAUGGGACACAUUGGGUAUUCUCACCUCCAAGAGCACCCCACUUCGGCGGAAAAUGGGAGGCAGCUGUAAAAUCAGCCAAGCAUCACCUCAAACGAGUUCUAGGGCCGUCGACACUCACCUACGACGAACUCAACAGCGUCGUGAUACAAAUAGAAGCCUGCCUAAAUUCCAGACCAAUCACACCGAUGUCAGACGACCCAGAAGACCUCCAAGCACUCACCCCAGGACAUUUCCUGAUCGGUGAGCCUCUACAGCUGAUUCCAGAGCCCUCGUACAUCAACAAAAAUCCCAACAGGCUACAGAGAUGGAAUCUAGUCACCCAGAAAGUCCAGCAAUUCUGGUCCAGAUGGGCCAGAGAAUGCCUGCAAAGAUACCAGGCAAUCUACAAAUGGAAUCAACGAGAGAGAAACAUCAAAGUUGGAGACAUGGUCCUGAUGAUAGACCAGGACCUCCCCCCAUCAAAAUGGCCAAUUGCACGAGUAUCAGCAGUUCACCCAGGAGCAGAUGGCCUAACCAGAGUGGCCACAGUAAAAACAGCAAGAGCAAUAGUACCAUCUCUACGAGAUGGAAGCCCAAACCUGGAGGGCGUAACCAGCACCAGUGCCACAUUCAACAGACCUAUCGUCAAACUCUGCCUUUUACUGACAGAUCCACCAUCACCAGAGGAACCUCCAGAAGACGAGCCAGAACCAGAGCCACUCAACUAA